GGAUGGCACUUUCCUGUUCUCGAGCCCGCCCCCGGCGGAGGGGCUCGGCUCCGGGAUCCAAGAUGGAGUCGUUGAGUCGAGCAGGGCAAGAGAUGAGUCUGGCGGCCUUGAAGCGACACGACCCCUAUAUCACCAGCAUCGCAGACCUUACGGGCCAGGUCGCUCUGUACACUUUCUGCCCUAAAGCCAACCAGUGGGAGAAGACUGAUAUAGAAGGGACCCUAUUUGUGUAUCGAAGGUCUGCUUCACCUUACCAUGGUUUCACCAUUGUCAACCGACUGAACAUGCACAACCUGGUCGAACCAGUGAAUAAAGAUUUGGAAUUUCAGCUCCAUGAACCAUUUCUUCUGUAUAGAAAUGCAAGCUUGUCGAUAUACAGUAUCUGGUUUUAUGACAAGAAUGACUGUCACCGCAUAGCAAAACUCAUGGCUGAUGUGGUCAAAGAGGAGACACGGCGAUCCCAGCAGGCUGCUCAAGAGAAACAGAGCCCCAGCCAGGCCAAUGGCUGCAGCGACCAGAGGCCCAUCGACAUCCUGGAGAUGCUUAGCAGAGCCAAGGAUGAGUAUGAGAGGAAUCAGAUGGGCGGCUCAAAUAUCUCCAGCCCUGGGUUACAGCCAAGCACUCAGCUCUCCAAUCUGGGAAGCACCGAGACACUAGAAGAGACACCCUCUGGGUUACAAGAUAAGUCGGCUCCAUCUGGUCACAAACAUCUGACAGUAGAAGAGUUAUUUGGAACCUCUUUGCCAAAGGAGCAACCAACAGUUGUGGGUCUAGAGUCAGAAGACGUGGAGAAGCCGCCCGGAGAUGGAUCGCAGAAGGAGCCCAGCUCAUUCCUCCCCUUUCCCUUUGAGCAGUCAGGGGGAGGGCCACAGUCUGAAAACCUGGGUGUCCAUUCUGUGGCUCACCACACAGUCCAGCCUGAAGUCACCGCCCCGGUGCUCAUCACUCCUGCCUCCAUUGCACAGUCGGGGGAAAAGCACGCCCCAAGCUACACAGUCCCACUGAGCCCUGUCCUCAGUCCUACUCUGCCAGCCGAAGCUCCUACCACACAGGUUCCUCACUUACCUCGGAAUAGCACCAUGAUGCAAGCAGUGAAGACCACACCUAGACAGAAGUCUCCACUCCUGAGCCAGCCAGUUCCUGAGCUAAGCCCCUUCAGACCCCCGGUGAGUCUGUCAGGCACCACUGGCACGUCCCUCCCCAGCGUUGAUCUGCUCCAGAAACUCAGGUUGACCCCACAGCAUGACCAAAUACAGGCCCCGCCGCUUGGAAAAGGUGUCGCGGCACCCAGCUUUCCGUCAGCAGCUGGCCAGCUGGCCACCCCUGAGAGCUUCAUAGAGCCCCCCUCUAAGACGGCAGCAGCAAGAGCAGCAACCUCAGCCUCCCUGAGCAACAUGGUGCUUGCUCCAACCCUUCAGUCUAUGCAGCAAAACCAGGAUCCUGAAAUAUUUGCCCAGUCUAAGGUGUUACCCAGUGCCAUCCCGAUUGCAGGCCCUCCAUUGGUUACUGCAACAACCACAGCAGUAUCUUCUAUCCUGCUGUCCCCCAGUGUGUUCCAGCAAACAGUUCCCAGGUCCAUAGACCUAGAGAGGAAAGCAAGCUCUCCCUCCCCCCUCACUGUUGGAACACCAGAAAAUCAGAGAAAGCCUUCCAUUAUUCUCAGCAAGUCUCAGCUCCAGGACACACUGAUACAUCUAAUAAAGAAUGACUCUAGCUUCCUCAGUACACUUCAUGAAGUCUACCUGCAGGUGUUGACCAAGAAGAAGGACAACCACAACCUAUAACUGGAGCACAGUCAAUGUGAAGGUCGAGGGUGCACCUCAGAAACAAGCAGGCUUCCUCAUGGAACAUCUCAAUAGAAUGUGGAGCUUUGAGAAGCCUGAGUUUGAGCCUUUGAGAGAGCCUUGUUCCUUAAGGCUGUUUUCUAGAGACAUUCUCAGUGAUGAUGGAGGUUUCACUGUGAAGCAUCACCAGCAGACCUUUGUUUGACAAAGACAGCAGAAAAGACCAUUGUGUUGAGUUCCGUGGGGGUGUGGAAUAAGGAGCCUGAUUGUCAGCUUACUUUCCAGGCCUCGGGCGGGGCCACCAGCCUUGUAGCAGAGCCCAGUGGAGUCCAGGCCCUCUCUCCACUGCUGGCCCUAAAGCUCUAAACUGAAUGUCAGCUCCACAAAGUAGCUUCGAGUUCUAAGGAUCGGAAUUAAGUUGGUUCUUUAGAAGGUAUUUGUUCAAGUGAAGUAUGUUUUCUAUGAGCACCCCGCUUGGGCCUUAAACUUCUGGGAUUUCUUUGUGUUUCGUUAAGUGUCCCGGUCCUGCCGUGUGCAGACUCAAGUGAAGCGCGGCUGUUUGGAUAGGCCGGCCUGGGCUCUGGUGGAGGAGGCUGGGAACCUUGAAAACAGAGGCUGGGACUGCCCAGAUCCACAUCCUACCGGAGGCUCUGCUCUUAAUAAACUCUCCAGUGCUUUGGAAGUGUCAAGUUUGUGUGUGAAGCACAGCCUUAUUUUUCUUUUCUGUCUAAACAGUUAAAGUUCUUGUUGAUUGUUUUUCUUAACACUUUGACAAAAGGACCAGUGGACCAAUCUGACAAAGCCAUUCUGGUUCCAUUCCUCAGAUGUGCUGAGAGCAGUUUUCAAGCUAUGCAGAAAAGGGGGCCGUCCUCACACUGCUCUUCCUUCGUUGUAGACUAUGGAGUCAAAGUGGGAGACGCAGAACCUCACCAGUAUAUUCCUAGGCUGUGAGCUCUUGAGCCGCAGUGUGAAACUGUAAAGAUGCUUUGUGAUGCUGCUAUUGAUCUGCCAUGGUUUCUAUUUAUUCUUUUAUGGCAUGUAAUGGUGUUUAGUAAUAUUUUAAUGUAGAAUUUGAUGAUUUCAGCAAUAGUAAUUUUGAGAUAUUCUUUGAAUGAAAAGUGUCUUUGUUUCUAUGAUACAGGUCAUUUUGUAGUAUUUAACCAAUUAAGAUGCACUGCUUACUUUUCUGAGCACUAUUUAGUGAUGGGUAGGAACCCAGUUGGCUCAGCCAGCUAAUGUAAGGACUCUCUGUGACUGUGCUGACAGAUGCGGCAGUCCCAAGGGAAUAGUCACUUAAGCUUUAAUGGGAACUCAAUCAAAGGCUCAUCCAUUUCUUUCUAGCUGAAAUUUUAGAGAAUUACUUGUUAACUACUUAUUUUAGUUUGGUCUUAGUUUUUUAGGCUAAAGAAUACUUGGAUUGGCUCAUGCUGAUCUCAACAUGCUUCCUGGACAAUGUUUCUGCUUCUCAGUUCAGAGUCUUCUCUCUCUUGCUGUCUACCUAGUUAUAUGUGAAGUGUGCAGAAUUCAGGGAAGCCUAGACUUCUCAUGCUCAGUUAGGGAUAGUUUGUUUUCAUGAUAGUGUGUAAAUUUAGUAACCAAAAAUUAAUUGUUGAUGCGUCAUCUAAGGAAGGUAGAAUUGUAGUGAGCAGAUCUGUUGCCGACAGUAGGAACCACCAGACUGUUCUCCUAAAGUGGACACUACUGUAGGUCUGGUCACCCCGUGCGUGGUCUCAGUGAACAUCAGCAAACAGAUGAAUCAAAGCAUUCUUCUUCCAGUAGGUGUUUGAGCUUAGCUGAUGCUUUUGAGUGUGUGUGAUAUUCUGGGAGGGUGAAGAUGGGUACCCUGAAGAGUGUCUGCAGUCGGAUCUGUUGCUUCUCACCCUAGUCCUAGGAAUGACUGACAGAAGUGCAGCAGAAUCUCCUGGAAGGCUUCCUCAGUGUAAACACAGACUUCUAAGUGCCGAAGUGAUGGAGACUUGAACAGGGGAAACCUGUUUCAACUCCCAGAUUUAUAUAUUCCAAGCAUUUACUUCAGAUUCAGAAGCCAGAAGUUCCAGAUCAUGAUUACUAGGAAGUCAGGCCAAGCUUGGCUAGUUGCAGCUGGAUGAGCCUGGCCUCACAAUCGGCUCCAUUGCCUUAUUCCUCGUUCAGGCAUACGAUCGAGAACCUCUGCUAGCGGAGCUUGCCUGUUUACAGUGUCUUUGCUGGAACCUUAGCUGAACUGAAAGGGACAUUGGAGUUGCUUCUUGCUAGGUUGGCAGAGCCCAGGAGACUGCAUUUAGGCCACUCUGUCCACCUGUGUACACAUCCCAUUCCCUCACCCCUGUGGUCAAAGGAUCUGGGACGAGCAGCCAAGAGUUUGGAGUACCGUGUGUCUGGAGUGUCACCAGUGAGUGACACUGCUCUUCUUUUCGUUGUAGUUAAUGUUACGUCUUUGAAUGGAUGCACACCCCAGCCGACCCCCAUCCCUCUCAGAUUGCCUUGUUCCCAGUUGUACACCUCUCCUGGGCCUCGUGACACUUGCCACUUGAUCUACUUGACUCUGAGUGCCGUCAGGAUCGGGAGAGGCAUCCCCUGCAGUCUCCAUAUGGGCUGUCCACAGUUGGCCCUGGACAGUGGUGUUUCUUUCUUUCAAGGCCUUGGCCUAGGCAUGGCAUAGAUACCAGUGACCAUAGUUUGCAUGCGCGAGCAUUCGUUGUGUCUGUGGCCUGAAUCUUCUUGUGGGGAUUAUAAAGCCGUUGACUCCACUAGUCAGUAGUCUUUGGAAACCAUGCAGCUGUAUUGCUCUCUUCUCCCAAAGAAUGCUUGAAGUGUUCUCCUUUCUGUAGUGGGAGCAGUAACUGCCAUUGUAAUACUAACAAUGCAAUGUGAAACUGAAGGGGCCUAAUGCUUACAAAGCAGAGUUAGCCAUCACUCUGGAACUUGGAGGGAAGAGAAGGGCACAGCAGGACCCUGUGCGGGACAAGGACUGAGGCUCAUGGCCUGAGUCCUGUGCCCUUGCGGCACAUCCUCUGUGGGCCAUGUGUGUUUCUUCUUGCCUGCCUUUGGUUUUCUUCAGUUGUGUUCAGAGUUCCUUCUAGAACUCACAGUGCCCUGUUUUCAAGAAUCCAGAGUGUUGGGGUCUGAGCAGAGCACCUUACAGUGGACUUCAAAGGCCACGCUUGAGAGCGUUUCCAUGAGCAGCCAGGGCCUCAAGCAGCCUGUUGGGUUUUUGGUUUGAGGUUGUUUUGGUUUUUUUCUUCGAGUUUCAGCAGGAGAGAUGCAAUGUUUCACGUGGAUUCAGAUCUGACAUCAUUCUUUAAAAUGCUGCAUUGCAAUAUUGAUCACUUCAAAGUGGGAAAAAUGCAGAGUUGUGUUUCCCUUUGAGCUGUGAAUCCUGAAGAAGCGUGUUGGUGUCCGUGCUGUGAGUGGUCUCUCCUCGUACUGCUUUGGCCGUGUGGCUCUCAUGACUUCAUUGUACCAGCUUCUCAGCUUCUCCGCGGAGACGAGAAGCCCGCACCACCAUGAAGCUUUUGUUCCAUGAGCGCAAUGCCGCCUCGUUCACCUUUUUAGUGGUGUGGAUUUUAGACCAUCUGUGUAUGUUUGCAAAUAUUAAGUUAUUACAUGUUUUAAAAUGAGCAUUUUUCAUCCUAAAUUUUAUAUGUUUGCAAAUAUAUUUUUUUAAUAAAAUUUCAAAACCAA
Molecule: messenger RNA, 5465 nt
Organism: Peromyscus californicus insignis
Lineage: Eukaryota; Metazoa; Chordata; Mammalia; Rodentia; Cricetidae
Gene: Dcp1a
Product: decapping mRNA 1A
Exons: 10
Coding region: 3-1784 (593 amino acids)
Biological process (GO): deadenylation-dependent decapping of nuclear-transcribed mRNA; deadenylation-independent decapping of nuclear-transcribed mRNA; positive regulation of catalytic activity
Cellular component (GO): P-body
Molecular function (GO): mRNA binding; enzyme activator activity
Source: RefSeq, a predicted model, not a curated record